Bursaphelenchus xylophilus (pine wood nematode) is the source of this 788-nucleotide messenger RNA. The record is from the annotation of a GenBank genome assembly. Lineage: Eukaryota; Metazoa; Nematoda; Chromadorea; Rhabditida; Aphelenchoididae.
AUGCGACCUUGGUUCGGUGGAAAUUCUGGCGGAUUCAUCGGCGGACGGGAUCCUCAUCGACAGUCCUCCCAUUUCCGAUAUCGAAGUUGGUUUGCUUGAGGGGUUUCUGAAGCUGUGGAGGCGGUCACUGGGCGACGAUCAAUAAUUAAUAUUUUUAAUUAGUCAUCCGCGACUCACGCAACCCCGACUGUAGCCUGGCAUCAUGCCCUGGGGGCCGCUUCCACAGACCUUGGAGUGCAGUGUUUGUAGAGUUGUUGAAAGAGCUCGUUCUGUCCCCAAGGGCAAAAAAGACGCUGGCCACCGAGAAGAAAUCUUUGCUGUUCCAGGGAAUUAUAAUAGGAGGGGCCAAGUGGGUGCGCGGCCAGAGACUGACGCCAAUUACUCGACCUCGCGACUUCACUAACUUUAUUGGAGUAUUCGAUGCGCUACUAAGGACCGAAUCGACCGUCAUUCUUCUUCGCCUUCAGCCAGCUGUUGACCAAUUUUGUCUGUCCAUCUCGACAUCACGGCGACUUUACCCUCAAGAAGAUUUGGUCAAGCGCACGGUGCGGUGGUCCUGGUGCCGGAGUCCGGAUGGGCAGUCCCGAAUGAAUCCAAACUCCGCCGACGGCAACAAACAGGCCACGGUGCAGGACCCCGGCAUCGGACUAUUGGUUCACGACAUUUCGUUCUCCAGAAUCAGCAAGAAGUCGGUCAUCCCAGUCUUCCUAAGAGUCGUCGCGCGCACAAGCCAGAACAAAGUUUGUUCUCCACCAUCCUCGACAGUCAUUGCUAAAACUCUGUCUUAA